Messenger RNA from Notodromas monacha, 1177 nucleotides. Lineage: Eukaryota; Metazoa; Arthropoda; Ostracoda; Podocopida; Cyprididae. The record is from the annotation of a GenBank genome assembly.
AGUGAACGUGACGAACUGUGUGAGUGCGAUGAUGCUCGAGAACCAUAACGAAGACAGAUCUAGAAUAAUAAGUUGUGUAUGACAACUGCGGGGAUUAUUCGGGUUGUGGCUUUGAAUGUGUGAGUGAGUGAGUAAGUGAGAGAAAGAGAGCGAGAGACACACACAACUGGCGAAGUUUCCGGUGUCGAGCUUAGUACGGAUGCGGGAGCGACGUUGGGGGCUCAGAUCGAGGAUGGACCGCAAGUUUUUCAACGUGUUCAUGUUGGGCUUGGCCUUCAUGCUGUUGUUCACUGCAUUUCAGACUUCGAGCAUCAUUGAGAAAACGGUUCUGGAAAGCAUUCGUGCUGAAGAUCCGAGCUUCACUGCUGAUGGAUACGUGAGCUUGGCAAUAAUCUAUGCCGCCUUUUCCGUCGCCAACUGGAUCGCUCCUUCCGUCAUUUCCGUGGUCUCUCCGAAAUGGACGAUGGUGAUUGGGGCUUCACCUUAUGUGGUAUUUAUUGGAUCAUUUCUUCGGCCGACGACGUGGCUUGUUUAUUUAAUGUCAGCAUUGCUGGGGAUCGGAGCUGCAUUACUCUGGACUGGUCAGGGCACAUACUUGACCAUGAACUCGGAUGAAGAUAACAUGGUGCGCGACUCGGGCAUCUUUUGGGCCAUGAUGCAAACGAGUUUGCUGUUCGGAAAUCUCCUGGUAUUUUUCGAGUUCGAAGGACAAAAGACUAUUGGACUCGAAACUCGGACAACAGUUUUCUCUGCUCUUCUCGCAGUCGCCAUUCUUGGUUACCUCGUAUUUUGCGUCCUGCGUUCGUAUCAACCAAACCGUCCCGGAAACACUUCGUCUGAUGAUCCGGAAGUUCUUCACACUGCCGGUGCUGUGUCUAGUCAAAUCGUGCGAGGUCCGAAAGAGGCUUUGGUUGCCAGUGCCAAGCUUUUUGUCACAAUGGACAUGGCUUUGUUGAGCGUCACGUUCUUGUAUUCUGGGGUGGAGAUGAGUUUUUUCAGCGGGGUUUACAGUGCGGCCAUUGGGUUCACGGACCAGCUGGGUGCGGAUGCUGCGAGGUACAUUGGAAUUUCCGGAAUGCUGAUCGGUGCUGGAGAAAUUACGGAGAUUUAUUACAUGGGUCAGCAUCUGGUGGAAGCCGUUCCGGUAUGUGUGACUGCCUGUCGGAAUGUAAAUUAG